Adineta ricciae is the source of this 1371-nucleotide messenger RNA. Lineage: Eukaryota; Metazoa; Rotifera; Eurotatoria; Adinetida; Adinetidae. The record is from the annotation of a GenBank genome assembly.
AUGGCUUCAUCAGUACAACCAAAAAUGAAGGGAAAAAAAUAUCAAAACGGACUCUCAAAAGAACUUCUCAUUCGUCUUCGUCUCAUCACUAAUCUCGAUGAUUAUCCUCUUGAAUUGACUGACACCUCGUUGUCUUUAGUAGAUUCAUAUGCUCCUCAACUUCGUGGUUCUUGUACACUCUAUUGGUAUCUACCUAGAGAUCCUUUGAACAUUACCGAGUAUCGUCGUUGUACGGUUUUACCUGCUCAUACUCCAUAUUUCGCUCCACCUGCAAUACCUGCUUAUCUACCCGGUGGUCCUCGACAACGAGCUCACGUUUGUAAACCGUUUUAUACUUCUCUUUUGCCUCUCUUGCUUACUGCUCGACAUGCUCGUGUUGAUAUUCGUCAGUAUGAUAUUGUAUGUGAAAGAAAUUCAAUUCGUAAAUUUGUCAAUAAUAAUGAAGAUUAUAUAAUUAGUGUCGCUCGGGUCGGUUCUAUUAUAUUCUUAAGGCGUCAUCCUUCAUACCGUAGUGUCGAUAGAAACGAUGUUGGAUUUCGUUUCGAGCAGAUGUGUACCAUUCAAAAUGGUUUUGUCGAUGGUACCUAUCAUCGAUUGGCUGAAGGACAAAUUGGUGAAUUACGCGUAUUAAUAUUAGCUGAAACAGAUGCCGUCAAACAAGAGAAUUUUCGAGAAUCAAUUGAACUGAAGUGCCAACAAAAAACUGUGAACAAAUCACAGCAACAUGAUUGGUGGUUACAAGCAUUUCUCGAUUAUAUAAUUAGUGUCGCUCGGGUCGGUUCUACUAUAUUCUUAAGACGUCAUCCUUCAUAUCGUAGUGUCGAUAGAAACGAUGUUGGAUUUCGUUUCGAGCAGAUGUGUACCAUUCAAAAUGGUUUUGUCGAUGGUACCUAUCAUCGAUUGGUUGAAGGACGAAUUGGUGAAUUACGCGUAUUAAUAUUAGCUGAAACAGAUGCCGUCAAACAAGAGAAUUUUCGAGAAUCAAUUGAACUGAAGUGCCAACAAAAAUUUGUGAACAAAUCAAAGCAACAUGAUUGGUGGUUACAAGCAUUUCUCGGUGGAACAAAUACUAUUAUUCACGGUCGUCGUUUGAAUGCUGAUCGGUCACAAAUUACACAUAUCAAGGAAUAUGAUAUUUCAGAAUUAAGCGAUGCACAAACAAAGAUUCAGAGUUUUCAACGUAUUCAUCGAGUUCUUCAAUUUCUUGGUGCAAAUGUGUUCGAAGAACGAACCUAUUUGCUACGGCAACAGACAGACGAUCAGAUAAAAAAGAAAAAAAUAUAUUUAUAUGAAGCGAUAAAUGACGCUGACAUCGAAAUAUUGACAUUUAUUACACGAGACAUUUUGGAUCAAUUGGCUAUCAAUCAUUAA